UCGAUCGAUUGCCAUGCAGGUUAUAUUGGUGAAAAGACCGUUUGUUCUAUUCGGAGCAAUAUCCAACGUUGAAGAAUUGCUUAAAAUGCCCCAAACCUUGAAGGUACUAUUUUUAUAACCGCGAGACUUCUGCCAUCAUGUAUCAGUUUAGCUACAUUACGACGAACGACGAUUUUUAUCACGGGAAAGACUUACUUCUAUGUGUUACUUAGAUUUAAAAGAUAAAUAAGUUAUCGAUUAAUCGACCAACUAUGAUAGACUCGAAAAAGAACAAUCAAAACAAGCAAUAAAACAAAACAAUCUGACAGGUCGACAAAUAAUUAGGUUUCAAUGUAUCGGUAACUUUUUUUCGCAGCGGUAUACAGACUUAUACAGACUUGCCAAAAAAAAGUCUGGCAUCUCUGCUUGUGAUAGCCAGAGAUAAGAUGAAAUAUAAAAUAACGAAAAUAACCAGCUCUUGAGCCAAAAAUAAGAAAAACAAAAUUACACCGGAAGCGUUCAAAGUGACGGAAACAAAGCACAGCGUAAGUUUGUGCAUAAGGCAGGCGUAAAAUUGGUCAAAUAUGGUUUUCAAGUGCCAGGAGGACAGCUUCCUGAAAGAGUAUAGCUCCAAAUGUGUGUCCUGCGAACGAACCGAUGGUGGUUUCAAUGUAGUCUUCGAAGACACCGUACUAUUUCCGGAGGGAGGCGGUCAACCGUCAGACCGUGGUUGGCUAAACGAGCAUGCAGUGAAUGUUAUUUUUCGACAAGGAGCUGAUGCAAUCCAUUUCUUGGAGGGAGAGGAGCAGCCGUUCCAGGUUGGGGAUCAAGUUACACAGAAGGUGAACUGGAAUCGAAGGUUUGAUCAUAUGCAGCAGCAUUCGGGACAGCAUCUGAUUACCGCAAUAUUUGAUAGAGAGUUUGGUUUCAAUACUCGUUCCUGGUGGCUUGGUACAGAUGAUUGUUAUGUGGAUCUAGACGCUAAAGAUGUUUCGAGGAAACAGCUUGAAACAGUCGAGCAAAUCUGCAAUCAGCUGAUCGUCGACUGCACACCAGUUAACGUGAAAGUUUACCAACAGGAUGACCCGAUGCUGAAAUCGGGAUUAACACGAACCCGUGGUUUGCCGGAGGAUGUUUGCGGUCCACUACGGGUGGUUACCAUUGAUGGGAUAGAAAGCAAUAUGUGCUGUGGGACUCAUGUGAAGAACUUAGCGCAAUUACAAGUCAUUAAACUUUUCAAUGUUGAAAAAAGUAAAAGCAAAUGUUUAGUACAUUUCCUAGUUGGUGGACGAGUAUUGCGGAAGCUAACCGAAUGCUACGAGCGGGAAGUUCAGUUUACUAACCUGUUGAAUGGUGGACCGCCUUCGCAUGUAGAUUUGAUUGAAAAACUACAAUCGACUUUGAAAUCAGCUCAAAAAACUUCCAAAAAGCUUACCGCUGAGUUAGCCUCACUAGAAGCAGAAAAACUUAACAAAAUAGACCCAAAGCCGCGAUUUUACGCCAUUAAUCGUCUAGAUGGAAAUGAUUCCGAUUUCAUUAACGUAUUUGCGAGGCUAGUCACUCUAACCGAUUGUUUUUUGUUCUUGACCAACGGCGAUGAAAGUGGUAAAGGACAGCUGCUGCUGCUCGGUAAUCCGAAAGAUAUUGAACAACUUGGAGAUAACAUUUGUAAACUACUAGAGGGUAAAGGUAAAGGCAAGGGAACACGGUUCAAUGCUAAAGUCAGUAAACUAAGCGCAGUUGCUGAAUGCCACAAACUAAUCGAACAAUACUUCAGCUCAAAAGCCGAUUGAUAUUUUGUGCUCCAGAUAAAAAUAAUGGAAUAAAGCCCGAUUACAAACCUA
Wyeomyia smithii (pitcher-plant mosquito) is the source of this 1823-nucleotide messenger RNA. Its product is annotated as alanyl-tRNA editing protein Aarsd1-A. Lineage: Eukaryota; Metazoa; Arthropoda; Insecta; Diptera; Culicidae. Gene Ontology annotation, molecular function: nucleic acid binding; alanine-tRNA ligase activity; Ser-tRNA(Ala) deacylase activity. The transcript has a single exon. Gene Ontology annotation, biological process: alanyl-tRNA aminoacylation; regulation of translational fidelity. The coding region runs from base 564 to 1772 and encodes 402 amino acids. The record is from RefSeq and is a predicted model, not a curated record.